AUAUGUCACGUUGGGGGGGACCACCUCGAGUUGUGCCCACCAAUCACCGUCGGUAACUCGUGGGAUGCUGAAUUUGGUCUCUUCCGUGUUCUCCGUGUUUGGCCGCACGUUGGAUUGUUCAUUGGUGAGGGAUGUUUAUGAUUUCUGUCUCCCUCGAGCUGUGCAGAGUGGAGUGGGGAGUAGUCCUGAUUGUCGUCUUGCUUUGUAUAAGGCUGCAAUGUCAUUUGUGCACACAUGCCACUCCGUCGAGUGUCGCCCUAUCCUUCUUCACAUAUUCCGCACUGCACAAUUCACCGAACAGUGUCAUUCUGUCUAUGUACGGCAAUGUGUGUGGGAACUUGAAACUGUCCAUUCGCGGGUUAUCCCCUCAUCCAAGCCCCACGACUUGUCAGUGCCGACAGUUGCCUCAUCCAAAAUGGAUAGUAUUCGGGAGUCACAUAAUUUGGAAAGUGAGGGGGGUUCAUUGGAUAGUCCUGUGGGGGAGGUGUCUGGUGACAUUCCCGUUGUGUGUACUGAGACGAGAUCUUCCAAGGUCGCUAAACUAGAGGAGGAAUGUGUGUUUGAUAUUCCUUUGGAUGUGAUGUUGGAAGUGGAAAGGAACGAACAGGAAGAGGUAGAUAAAUCGGACGAAAAUGAUUUUGACUUGUUGGAAGAUCAGAACGUGGCUGAUCUGCCCGAGGACAUAAAACUCAUGCUCAGUACGUUUGUACCCGAUGGUCCUGACGUUUAA
This is a messenger RNA of Octopus sinensis (East Asian common octopus), 730 nucleotides long. RefSeq lists its product as uncharacterized. NCBI's taxonomy places the organism in Eukaryota, Metazoa, Mollusca, Cephalopoda, Octopoda, Octopodidae. The record is from RefSeq and is a predicted model, not a curated record. The transcript is spliced from 2 exons. The coding region runs from base 65 to 730 and encodes 221 amino acids.